Zeugodacus cucurbitae (melon fly) is the source of this 1921-nucleotide messenger RNA. It is a transcript of the gene Cpr49Ac, whose product is annotated as activating signal cointegrator 1 complex subunit 2 homolog. The transcript has 7 exons. NCBI's taxonomy places the organism in Eukaryota, Metazoa, Arthropoda, Insecta, Diptera, Tephritidae. Gene Ontology annotation, cellular component: chitin-based extracellular matrix. Gene Ontology annotation, molecular function: structural constituent of chitin-based larval cuticle. The coding region runs from base 171 to 1337 and encodes 388 amino acids. The record is from RefSeq and is a predicted model, not a curated record.
CAAGCAUACAUUCCUGUUGCAGCCAUCAAAGCCUAAGGAUUACCAGCGAGACAGCUUUACGAACAAGUGAAUCUCGUGUUUUAAAACAACAAACCAUAUAGUGUGUGUGAAGUGUUGUAGAAUUUAAAGAAUUUUUUGCAACAAUAAUAACAAAAAAAAUUUGCUACAAAAUGCAUACCAAAGUGAUCUUAUUCGCAACGAUUGUGGCCGGCGUUGCGCUCAGCACCGCCUUACCGGUUGCUGACCACGAAAAUGGCAAGUAUCAGAAUUCGGUAGAUAAUAAAAAUGAUGGCAAAUAUCAUCCAAGCAAUGAUGGCAAAUAUCGACCAAGUUCUCGCGGCGAAGGCGCAACAGGCGGUUACUAUGAUGCUCAGGGUCAUUACGUACACAGCUCCCAGCCGUAUCGUCACGUGCACGAUAAUCGAGAACUUGGCAAAUAUACGCACAUCCCCUACCCCUACGAUGGUGGUUAUGGGCCAUACAAUGGUUCUAACAUUCCAUAUAUGCAUGUCGAUGUGCCCUAUGACCACAAUCUUUACACAUCCACCACAACAACAACGAAGAAACCCACUACCACCACUACCACAACAACAACGACUACAACAACCACAACUCCACGUACGGUAUUAUUCAACUACGAAGAGGAGGGCAAAUACAAGGUGGUACAUCAAGAGGAUGCACGCAAAGAGGACAAAUAUGAUCAUUCUUACUUGACUGAGAACGGCAUCUAUGGCGAAGAGCAAGCGAAAUUGCACAAAAAUGGCGGCACCGACGCCAAGGGCUUCUACGAAUACACCGGCGACGAUGGCAAACUCUAUCGCGUGCAUUACGAGAGCAACCACAACGGAUUCGUAGCCAAGGGCGAUCACAUUCCCACACCACCACCAAUCCCAGAGGCCAUUGCACGCGCACUCAAAUAUGUCGAUGAUUUGUACAAAUCUCGUGGUGAGAAACCGAUGUUCGAUCAACGCGGUUUCCGCAUUGACAAAAUGUCAUCCAAGGACAUCAUGGCCAAGAUCAAGUCCAUCCACUUGGAGGAGAUGCCCAAAGAGAUUAGCGAGCAAAUCAUCGAAUUGCAACAUGAAAUGGAAGAGUACCAACAUAUGAUCGAGCAAUAUGAGCAAGAGCAACCGCGUGAGCAAUAUGUCGAAGAGUACACACCGACCGAGCAGCAACCACAACAACCAGAGCAGCCACAGCAGCAACAAUACUAUCAACAACAACAAUAUUACGAACAACAACAGCAACAAUAUGAGCAACAGUAUCAGGAAUACCAAAGGGAGUACUACAGCGAACCGGCUGCCACCGAGAGCACCGGCGCACAGGAAUACAACUAAACCAAGCAGUUUGCUGCAAACAGGUGCCAUUUAAUUAAAAGAGAGGAAGAAUAUAUACAUAAAUAGCAAUAACAAAUUUUGAACGGAUCGGUAAAUUGAGAAUUAGACGAAUUGCAGCGCAUAAGCUAAGUAACGAUUGGCUCGUUUAUAUAUUUGUAUAAUAUUUAAAACAAAAAAAAAACUUUUGCUGCUUUUACUUAUAUUUAUUUAAAUUAUGUAAAAGUUAACAAAAAACGAACUAAAAUUAAUUAUAAGUAACAACGAAAUAUUUACGCUUCACACACACAUCAACGCACAUAAACUGCCAUUAAGUCAACUGUUGGCUGAAACGAAAAGCGGCGAGGAAAUGGCGCGCAAACUCAGCAGCGUCUAAAGCCGCAUUUCAGCCACAACCAUGAAUCGUACGCACCAGGAAGUGAAGAAGUCACAAAAGACACAGAAGACACACAUCAACACGCUCAUCAGCUCUCAUCAGGCCAUCACAUACACGAACACACCCCUCCCCUACUGCAAAGUAACAAAACACAAAAAAAACAUUCCCCACAAAAACAAAAACAACAAGUAAAAAACGCAAAAAAAAAAAA